Messenger RNA from Dipodomys ordii (Ord's kangaroo rat), 1984 nucleotides. Its product is annotated as chromosome unknown open reading frame, human C12orf56. The record is from RefSeq and is a predicted model, not a curated record. The transcript is spliced from 13 exons. Lineage: Eukaryota; Metazoa; Chordata; Mammalia; Rodentia; Heteromyidae. The coding region runs from base 104 to 1984 and encodes 626 amino acids.
GGUGGCUCGUGGCACCCGUAGGUUCCAUUGCGGUGGCGCGGGGAAUCCAGACGGGCAGAGGCGCUGGGCGACCCGGCACUUGGGCCUGACUUGGGGGCGCCGCAUGGCCAGCCCCGCGCGCUCCGGCUUCCCCGAGCGGACGAACAGCCGCUUGGAUGCGUUCCUGCGGCGGCGUCUGCCGCCGGAGGUCUACGAUGCCAUCCGCGCCUACGAACCGUGCAUCGUGGUGUCCGACUCAGAGAAGCACACCUUGAAGUACGUGGUGCUCAGCGAUCGGCUCAUCUACCUGACCGAGAACCCGCCCAAGUCCAUCCGGGGGGUCGUGGCGUGGCGAGACAUUGUAGCCAUUGACUUGAUUGAUGAUUACCCAGAAUUUUUGAGAUCACCAGAUAGAGAAACCAACCAACACAUUCGUAUCCUCUAUUCUUCAACUGUUUUGAAAAAAGAGGAUGAAAAGCAAAAAGGUGUCAGGAAAUUAUUAUUUCCAUUUCAUCAUGCCAAUGCUAACAACAAAAAAGUUAAUGAAGAGAAUAAUAACCCUAUUUAUUGGAGAAGAAAAGAGUCUAGAAGUCUGGAUGAACUGUAUCUCAGGUGCGACCAGGAGAGCAGAACACCAUCAAAGGACCCAAUGCUUUGUCCUUCAGCCUUCAGGAAACUGUCACUUGGUGGCCAAGGUGCCUUUCGACCCUUACCUUCCCCCUCCAGGACAAGUAGUCAAUGCACAGCAGCUUCUGGCAAGGCUGUCAGCUCACCAUCUUGUACAAAAAUCCCAGAAGAGGCCCAGGGAUUUCCAGACUACACAGAUUUUCCAAGUGAUGUCGCUUUCACCUGCGACAGGAACAGAAAUGAGUUUAAUUUUGGAAAUACUCUCCUAGCUUACCCUUUACAGAGCAAUUCCAACCCAGAGAAAAAGGAGCUGGAACUUCAUUUGUAUAUUAUUUCUAAAACUUCAUCAAUAUUCCUGUACUUAAAAAGUUCAUGGAACAAUUAUAUUAUAAAGGCUACUCUUUUACAAGAUCCUGUGUAUGCUAGUGAGUAUAGUGCUGUUACAGGAAGUCAAAAGCCAUAUAGAUCUGAAGAGAAGAUUAAACACUUCAGUCAACUGAAAUCUGAACUAUUUCUUAAAGACAAUACUUUGAGGAAGAUACUUUGUUUAAUUACAGAACUUAAAGUAGCAGCCCAGAAGAAUUUCAUUCUGAAAAGGCUUUUCUGGAAAACCAAUGACUUUUUCUAUUUCUUAGUGAACAAACUUCAUGAGUACUUGCCAGAGUCUAAGGAUAAAAAUGCACUUCAAAAUAAAAGUCAAAGGGCUGAUGAGUUGGCGGCAUGCAUUGAAAUUAUACAAACUCUAGGACUGAUGUUCAGAGAAACAGAAGUUGAAUUAUCACGUCUGAAUACACUGGCAGCUAAGAAGGGAAUGCUCUUUAAUCUCUUGGUCAUUUUAAUUAGUAAGCCUCAGAUUCCAAAAUCUUGUCCUGUGUUUGACAUCCAGUUGGUGGCUGAUGCAACUUUAGUUGAAAUGUCUUUUGAUGCUGAGUUACAGAAGCUUAUUCUGGAAUACACUGAUACAGCUACAGCACUUUUAUACGAGAUACUUCUUGUCUUUCAGCAGGGAAAUCUUGGAUUGGGAUCAACAAAGUUUGCUAUUAGCUGGAUGAUGUCCUUUCUACAAAGUUGUCCUACCAUAAUUACUUUUGUGGCCAGUAUUAUGAAACGAGUGGUGAAGGGGCUUUCAGCUUCAUUUCAGCUGCUGAGUCCCUGCCAGGCAGUUCUGUUGUACCAGCAAUUUUACAUACUCAAGAGCUGCUUGAAGUACAGCAAGCCUCUUGCUGAGUAUAUCAGGAACGACUACAGUGAAGAAUUCAGGUACUUCAUUCACAUGCCAGCCUUGGAAAAGAGGCUCCCAUUGUGUUAUCCUAUUGCCCAGCCGACCACUCAGCUUUUCCAUGAAGUUCUGAAAUUGGUUGAACAGGAACAAUGGUAA